Amyelois transitella is the source of this 1842-nucleotide messenger RNA. Its product is annotated as CDK5RAP1-like protein. The record is from RefSeq and is a predicted model, not a curated record. Gene Ontology annotation, cellular component: cytosol; mitochondrion. The transcript has 7 exons. NCBI's taxonomy places the organism in Eukaryota, Metazoa, Arthropoda, Insecta, Lepidoptera, Pyralidae. Gene Ontology annotation, biological process: tRNA modification; negative regulation of cyclin-dependent protein serine/threonine kinase activity. Gene Ontology annotation, molecular function: 4 iron, 4 sulfur cluster binding; tRNA-2-methylthio-N(6)-dimethylallyladenosine(37) synthase activity. Bases 115 to 1821 code for a protein of 568 amino acids.
UUAGCUGAGCUGAUGGUUUUGAGGUUAUGUUAUGAAAUAUUUUAUUUAGAUUGUAUUCGAUUUUGAUGAUCCAUCCUACCAAAAUCUUUCAGAACGAAGGAAUUAGCUAAUAAAAUGCUAUUCUUGCGCCGUUCGUACCGCUGGGUGAAACCGAUCACGUUAAAAUCGUACCAAAAAUGCCAAUGUUAUACUGAUUCACCGAGACCUACAUUGAUGAAGGAGAAAUUAAAACAGGGGCCUGGUUUGAAAGAAUUCAUUACUGGAUCAUCUGAACCAGUUCUUACUGAACUUCCUCACAUACCCUACUUGCCAGAUAAUAUCCAGGAUACGUCAAAACGGAAAGUUUUCUUCGAUGUGUACGGUUGUCAAAUGAAUUUGAAUGAUACAGAUAUUGUGUGGUCUAUACUGAAGAAGGAAGGUUUCGAGAAGACGGACGUCGAGGAGGAGGCUGACAUUUUUCUGGUAAUGACGUGUGCUAUAAGGGAAGGUGCAGAGUCAAAGGUUUGGCACCGUUUAGACCAUUUAAGAGGGUUCAAGCGUCGUCGAGCUCAGUCAAGAUUUAACAGGACACCAGUGAAGAUAGGACUACUUGGAUGUAUGGCGGAAAGACUAAAAGAAAAGCUGAUAGAGAAAGAAAGAGCAGUUGAUGUUGUGGCUGGUCCAGACAGCUAUCGUGACCUUCCUCGCCUCCUGGCACUGACGGAGAGUGGACAGACUGCAGUCAACGUGUUACUGUCAUUGGAUGAAACCUACGCUGACGUGGUACCUGUGAGGCUGAACCAGGACAGUGUCUCCGCAUUUAUCUCAAUAAUGCGCGGUUGCGACAACAUGUGCACGUAUUGCAUAGUGCCGUUCACGCGAGGCCGAGAGCGGUCGAGGCCGGUGAGCUCCAUCGCGGACGAGGUGCGCCACCUCGCGGCUCAGGGGGUCAGGGAGGUCACGCUGUUGGGGCAGAACGUGAACAGUUACCGGGAUGUCUCGCGGCUGACGGAGAAAACGGAUACGCAGAUGGCGAAAGGUUUUAAAACAGUGUACAAAAACAAGAAAGGCGGUCUCAGGUUUGCGGAUCUUCUGGAUCAAGUGUCUUCUGUGGACCCUGAGAUGAGAAUACGGUUCACAGCAGCUCACCCCAAGGAUUUUCCUGAUGAGGUGCUCCAAAUAAUAUCUGAACGUCCCAACAUCUGCAAGAUGCUGCAUUUACCAGCACAGUCUGGCUCCAGCGCUGUGCUGGAGAGAAUGCGGCGCGGUUACACCAGGGAGGCUUACCUGGAGUUGGUUGAACACGUUUGCAGGACUAUUCCGGGAGUGGGUUUAUCAACGGACAUGAUCUGCGGUUUCUGCGGCGAGACUGAGGAGGAGUUCCAGGAGACGCUGUCUCUGAUGGAGAUAGUGGAUUACAAUAUGGCUUUCCUGUUCCCUUACAGCAUGAGAGAGAAAACUUUGGCACACCGCAAAUACAAAGACGAUGUGCCCGAAGCUGUGAAAAAAGAUCGACACAACCGUAUGAUAGACAUAUAUCGGCGAAAAUGUCAACUGCUUAACGAAAAAGAAGUAGGGAACACCCAUUUAGUUCUUAUUGAGGGUACUAUUAACAAAACUGGCCAAAUAAUGGGCAGAAACGAACUGUAUUUGAAAGUGGUGUUCGACAAAAUGGCGGUUCAAAAUCAAGAUGGCGGCGAAACUGUUCCGAAACCGGGCGACUAUGUGGCUGUGAAAAUUAUUGGCGCGAAAAGUUCUGUGCUGAGCGGAAUUCCUUUGUAUCAUAGUAGCAUUAAAGAGUUUUAUAGCGAGAAGAGUUGGGGUGAAAGAGCUGUAUUGUAAUUUUAUGGAAAUAAAUUAUUU